AUGGAGCGGGCUCCCCAGGGUGUGUUCCAGGAGGAGCUGGAGCAGUGCAUUUUGCAACUGGAGACAGAUCUCCACCUCACCCCACGUCCCAAACUAGCAGAAGAGACCCAACACAUUUUCAAGGUCCUGUGCUCCCCUGAGAUUCCUCUGGCAGAGAAGCAACAAGUGAUAAGCAAUGUGUUUGGGGAUUGUCAUCUCAAGAUGGAUGAGGGUCAGAAGAACGUGGAGAAAGGCAUAAACCCUGGUAUUGUGGAAGUACAGCCAAGCAAGGGGCAGGCUGUCGAUGAUGUGGAACAGUCUGACCCAACUCCUGAGGCAAAGCCAGAGUUUUUUACAUCAUCUGGCAGCAACUUCCGAUUUGAUUUUACACUUGUCGAGACUGACCCAGAACCUGACCCCAGUGACAGUGGUGCUGAGCAGGUACAAAACAAUGUCAGAGCCACCAAGCACGAGAACUGGAAUGGAGCCUUGAGGUUUACUGCCUCUGGACAAGAACCCAAGUUUGCUUUCAACUUUGCCAUCCCAGAUGAAGACUGUCCUCAUCUUCAGUUAUUUCCAGUGAGCCAGUAUACAGAGCACACAGCAGAUCCUUCACUGCGUGCUGAAUCAGCAGCUCUGCCACAGGCUGCAGCCUUGCAGAAACCUGAUGUGACUCAAGUGACAGAGAGUGCACCCAAAGAAGAUGGAAGCCAUGUCACUUCAAAGAUCCCCCAGAGAGAGACAGCCCCUGCAGAUGAGGCAGUGACAGAAAAAUCAACAGGAGGUGGAGCUGCCCAGAAGAAGAAAAAGAAGAAACAAAAACCACCUGUCAGUAAAAACAAAACAGAAGAAAGUGAGACCAGCAGGAAGGCAAAGGCAGAAGCUAGCAGCUGUCCAAAUACAGAUACUUCCCAUCAGGAUAAGAAAACCUCUCAGCAGUCAGAUGAGCAGUUGCGGAAAGAGGUGGACUGGUGUGUGACCCAGCUGGAACUCGGCUUGAAGAAGCAGAAACCCACUCCAAGGCAGGCUGAGGAGGCUCUCAGGGCAAUCAGGACACUGCGCAGUGACAAGGCACCACUGGUGAAGAAGCGUCAGCUCAUGAGAGCCAUGUUUGGAGACUACAGGAAGAAGAUGCAGGAGGAGCUGUGCAGAGAUCUGAAGCUUAUGGAAACAGCUGCAAAAUCUGCCAGGAUCGUGGAGUUGAAGGGAAGCAUCCACAAGAAUGGCCAGUUCAUCCGGAAGUGCUUGGGAGCUUGCAGGAAAAGCCAAGUUUCAGCAGAAUCCCCUUCAGAGUCACAAAGGAUACUUAACACAGGCUUAUUCAAUUUCACAACUCCCCAAGAAUUUUGCUUUAAUUUCUUUUAGAAAAGGGACUUUGACUAAAACUGUGCCAGAUCUCCUGUAAACUGAAGAACGAUGGAAAGAUGCUGUGCAGUAGGAAAUGUCAUGCAUGAAUCUGGUCCUCUUCUAGGGUGCCUUAUCUAGAAGUUUAAACCAGAUCUGCCUACUGUGCAUAUGACCCCAAAACGCAGCCUACACAAGUGCUCCUCUGUACUAACACUGGAGAGAGGCACCUUUGAAAGGGUCAGCAGUGUGGAAAGAUCUGCUUUCUUUCCUGUAGAAUUGACAUUAACUGUAGAACCUGUCUUUUAUACCAUGAGGUUUUCCCUUUCUCCUGUUACUUUCAAAUAGACCAGAGCCUUUCUAGCAGCUGAGGCAGCAAUGCAUACAGCAGGCAAUGGUUUGGAAUCAAGAUCCAGCAGUGGAUAGCUGGGUGCUUCCACUCCCUGAGUCUGUGUGAAUGCAGCAUCUGGCAUCCAGCAAACACCAGCAGUACAUCCUUGACAUGGAGGAGCACGAGCUCAGGGUCUUUGGGGGAAGGUGAGUGAGAACCAUUUUUGCUCAUUCAUCUCUUUCACUGACAGGUACAGACCUAGAAUAAAGCUGCACAUCAUGAUUUAGUCCAACCUAGGGAUGUAAGGACAGGAAAAUAAGGACUUUUUUUUUUUUUUUUUUUUUUGCUGAAGCCAGGUUCUGGACAGCUAGGAAAGAUGUACAAUCAACUCUAAAAGUUUACUUUAUAAGUAGCUCAGUUACAAUCACAGUGCCUCAGAGGGAAAUUUAGCUGCAUGCUAGCCUUGGGUGGUGGUAAAAUCAACUCUCAGAGCCCAAAGACUCUCUUCCAUUUGAUAUGUGGAAAGUUUCGGCUUUGUGAAUGUGCAUCUCUAGUCAGUAGUGCUUGAGUCACAGAACCCAUCUUUUAAGUUCAUGUAUAAAAUCUUCCCAUCAAGCCUAGAAAAUUCUGAAGGAAGUGCUAUGAAAGGCUAGUGGUGUCCCUAGGAGCUGUGCUUUCCUCCCUUUUAUAGUCCAGUCAGCCUGUGUGGAAAGUGAGAAAUGGGAGUGUAGGCAGAUUCCAGUAUGUGUUCUUGGAGUGCUGAGAGCAGCUGAGACAUGGUGAAAAGCAUUCGCUGUGAAAGACUAAAAACCUGAUCGUGACUCUAAAAAUUUUAUUUUAUUACUAAGCUCUGAUGCCGGCAGUUGCAUCACAGACUUUUUGUGAGACUUUUUCUUUUAAAUUCAAAGUAUUUUAGAAGAUAUUUUAAAGAAUUCAUGUCUGGGUGUUGGGGGUUGGUUUUCCCUUUUCCCUCUGUGGAAUUUCCCCCGUUGUCAUGCUAAGAUACCUGUUGACUGGGCCCUGGUGGCAAGGGGAAGCCGGGGGCGGGGGGAACCCUGUGAUAUCCAGAAAGCCAGAGGCGGAGACGGAAGGCUCUGGCUCGCCCCAUUUCCCCCCACGGAGUUCAGACGAGAAGGACGAUCACCACCUCAGCUCCAUCCCUGCCAUCCCAUCACUGGGAGCCAUCCUCACUGCUGUGGGACCCUGCCCUGCUCCCUUCUCGCUGUAACCUGCCACCAUCCAGCACUCUGCUGAGCAUCGGGACCCACACCGUGAGCAGAGGGCUCUCUCUCCAUCUCUCUCCCCCUGGGACAGCUCUGCCAUCACCCCCAGCCCUCCUGCGGCUCUGCGGGACCCGCCCGCCCCCAGCACCGGGAACUGCAGCUCAGGGAAAAGGUGCCUGCAGCCAAAAAACACUGGGACUGAGUUACUGUUCUGUUUGUGGGUAAUUUCAUAGCUGUAUUUUUUUGUUAUUGUCUUUGUUAGAUACACUAGUAAAGAACUGUUAUUCCUAUCCCCGUA
Messenger RNA from Cinclus cinclus, 3175 nucleotides. RefSeq names its product chromosome 16 C8orf33 homolog (gene C16H8orf33). The transcript has 7 exons. The coding region runs from base 1 to 1344 and encodes 447 amino acids. The record is from RefSeq and is a predicted model, not a curated record. NCBI's taxonomy places the organism in Eukaryota, Metazoa, Chordata, Aves, Passeriformes, Cinclidae.